CAUCCGGCCUCAGUUUUCCGAGACACUCUCUCGACUAAUGGGUCAGAGGCUAAUGCAGGGGGGGUGGUCUAAGAAUUGGCUGUAAGGCGACAGGCCCUCAUGCACCUCUCCAGCUCCUGGGCAGACCCUUGGUGGUGGGCCACGGCAUCGUGAUCCUGCAGCUUCUCUCUCAUCCUCCAUGAAGCCAGUGCACACACAACUUGCAUUUUCAGAACUCGAGGUCUUCACUUAAGCAGUGCAGUCUCUGCAAGACCCUUCCCACUCCCAGUACCACCUCCAGGGCUCAGGUUAGUGGCACUUUCAGAAAGCCCUGCAGACAGUCCAAUCAGGGGGUUCUCCUUCCUGGGAGAAAGGUGUGUCUUUCUUUGCAGGGACCUGGUAUACUAUCUAUCUUCCCUCUCCCAUAGAGUGUAUUCAUUGCCCUGGGGACACAAGCCCUUUCCUAACUCCAUGCUCCUGAAUCACCCCCCAUAAAACCCACCUUUCCAAGCCUGAUUUUCCUCUUCUGGGGCUUAUUCACUAGCUUUUCCGAGGGCAAAUGGGGGUUGUGCAAGCUCUAUGAAUGGGGUGAGCUCCGACGAGAGGAGGGGACCACCACACCUGCUCAGAGGGAUCUGCUGGCGCAGAAGUUCCCAAAGCGCACCUUCACCUUUUACGGACCUCACAGCCUCCAGCUGUCCCCUCCGUGGAUCCCUAAUUCUCUAGCCUCCCGUCCUACCCACCCCUCCUCCACGCGCGGGCCUCAGGGAACUGUUUCUUGUUUGCGCUCAUGUCACUAGCCCCCACGGUCCCGGGCCUACACUUACUCCAAAGGGCUCAGCUCUCGUCCCGGAGUGUCUUCCCAUGGUCUCAGCUGCCUCAAAGUGGAGGCUUCUUUGGCUGAGAGAUUGUCCCGCGUUUCCUCUGUACCUCCAAUACUAGGUCCAGCAGAGCUCACAGCCACCAUCCUCCGCGCGGAGGACUUCGUCUGGUACCCGGAAAUAGGGGGAGCCAGGAGAGCUCUCUCUUUCAAUUUCCCUCCCCAAACAAGAGGGGGAGGGGUGUGGCCGGGAACUAAAAGCAACUUCCCCCUCCUCUCUUGGAACUCCUGCGGUGGUCUCAGCCUUCCACACGCCCACCCAGCUUCAUCCCGGAGCCGCCACAUUUGGCUUUGGGGGGGACCGGUGGCGGCUACUUGAACACCAGAAAAUGGGGUACUUGGAGCAUCAGCAGCGGGAGGUGGGGGACGGCAAGGAAAUGUCCCUAGAAAAGUACUGCAGACUUUCCCUGCUUCCUCCCGUGUUGCACCCGGGCCCCGCGAGGCAUAACAAGACCGCGCGGGUGCGCGGCUAGAGGAGGGCGGAGGCCCCCUGGAUGUCCUACCUCACGUCACAGUGCCCCAGCCGACCACGUGAGGGCGUGCCCUGUGUUAGUUCGGACAAAUUAAAGCUGGUCCUAUGGGCAGGCCUGGGGCUCCCAGGACGCGGUCAGGGCUUAGGUUCCCGUGGCGCACUCUUGGCGGCCGGCCGCAAAGCUCAGGGCCGUGGGGCCUCCCCCGGAGCCCGCGCUAUUCGUCCCCAAACCUGAUGCCCCCCUCCAUUCGCGCUCCAGAAGCCUAGGGUUCCACUCCUCCGUUCCCUAAUGCCGGACUCUUCCCGGGCGCAGGCCGCUUCUUCGCGGCGCCUCGGGCUCGGGGCCUGCCCAGGUCGCAAAGGUGGACUGCAGCCGUGCAGGGGAGGGGCGGUCCAGGAAUCCAGCAGCCGGGGAAGGGGCUCCAAAAAGCACAAGUCAGAGCUGGCUCGGACCACGCUGUUGUUGUUCUCAACGUGGUCCGCCACGGAGCUAUAAAAGCAGAGCGAGGCGCCCUCCUCGCCAGAGCGCUUCGCGCAAGCCCAGCGAUUUCUGGCAGCGGCGGAGGCAGCGGCAGCUUUCCCGGGCGGAUUUUCGGCUUCGCACCGACUACCCCAACGCUGUUCCCCGCUCCCAUCCAGGCCCGGCCCGGGACGCCCGCCUCGGCCGGCGCGGUCCCCACCCCAGCCCUGCCGCCCGGCCCUAGGCCCGGCCGCGGCCGCUCCCGCCUGGAGCCGCCGCGCGCCCCCAGCCCCCCGGCGCCCCCUCGGCCUCUCGCCUUCCUCUUCCCCGCGCGGCCCCCAGGCUUCCGCGCUCCGCCCUCCACCAACCCGCUCGCCACUAUGUCUGUGGAGCUCGAGGAGGCCCUGCCGCUGACGACAGUCGAGGGGGCGGCCAAAAAGGCUGCCAAAGCUGGUGGUUCGGCGGCGCUGUCCUCGUCUAAGAAGAAGAAAAACAAAAAGAAGAAUCAGCCGGGCAAAUACAGCCAGCUGGUGGUAGAGACCAUCCGCAGGUUGGGCGAGCGCAACGGCUCGUCGCUGGCCAAGAUCUACACGGAAGCCAAGAAGGUGGCGUGGUUUGACCAGCAGAACGGACGCACCUACCUCAAGUACUCCAUCAAGGCCUUGGUGCAAAACGACACGCUUCUGCAGGUUAAGGGGACCGGCGCCAACGGCUCCUUUAAGCUCAACCGCAAGAAGCUGGAUGGCGGCGGUGAGAGGCGCGGAGUUCCGGUGGCCGCCACCGUCCCUGCGGCAGCGGUGCACAAGGCCAAGAAGGCGGCCCCAGGCGCAUCCGGCGCCCGACGCUCAGACCAGAAUCCUGCCAAGGGCCAGAAGCCUGAGAAGCACUCGCACAAGAAGGGCGCCGCCUCGAAGAAGGACAAAGGCGGCAAGGCUAAGGCGGCGGCAGCAGCUGGGGGCAAGAAGGUGAAGAAGGCGGCCAAGCCCAGCGUCCCUAAAGUGCCGAAGGGUCGCAAGUGAGCGCGCGGGCCUGCAGGGCCGGCUUGGUGUUCGGUUUUUGUACCCCAAGUGUAGUUUUGUACGGUUACCCGGGUCCGGGCCGCUUGAGCGCAGCGAAGGGCCUGGGAUCGCUGUGUCCCUCCCAUCCCCCGCCCGCCGUGGUAGGUUUUUUUUGUUUGCUUUUAGAUUUUGAAACGGUCCUGGCGACGCCUCCAUUGGCUCUUCGCCCCCGGCAACGGCUGUCGCUAUGGUUACCGGCCCCUAGGCGCCCUUUCCGGCUCCCCAUUCUCUCCACCUUAGGGUGUGCGACAAUCGCGCGGGCCUACGCGGCGCUUCCCUUCAUCCGGUCAGUCUUUUGGGGUGCACAAUAAAUUCUUUAAACCUUUGAA
Molecule: messenger RNA, 3178 nt
Organism: Hipposideros armiger (great roundleaf bat)
Lineage: Eukaryota; Metazoa; Chordata; Mammalia; Chiroptera; Hipposideridae
Gene: H1-10
Product: H1.10 linker histone
Exons: 1
Coding region: 2172-2810 (212 amino acids)
Biological process (GO): nucleosome assembly
Cellular component (GO): nucleosome
Molecular function (GO): DNA binding; structural constituent of chromatin
Source: RefSeq, a predicted model, not a curated record